This is a messenger RNA of Caenorhabditis sp. 36 PRJEB53466, 2148 nucleotides long. NCBI's taxonomy places the organism in Eukaryota, Metazoa, Nematoda, Chromadorea, Rhabditida, Rhabditidae. The record is from the annotation of a GenBank genome assembly.
AUGGCCGAUGAGAAUGCUAAGCAUGUGCAAGACAAAACAGAUGAUGAUCUCUCUGCAUUGCUCGAUCAAACACUCGGAGAAUUCAAUUCGCCUCCUCAGUAAGUUCAGACUGUUGCUGAAAGCCCGCACUGAGAAGCAGAAUGGGCACCAAUUUCCAAACUUAGCGUUCUGGAAGCAGAUCGAUCACCUUAAAACAAAAACGCCCAACCGUGGGGGGGGGGCUAUUAUUGAAUGGAGUGGAGGGUUAUCUUUGAAUGGUGGGGGACUGAUAUUAAAUGCGAUUAACACGAGGGGGGCUCUUAUUGAAUAUGUCCUCUGUUGAAAAGGAGGGGGGUGAGGGCUUUCCUUUAAGAAUACCUAGUUUUUAAAUAAAAGGGGCUUUUCUUGAAUUAUCCCGUUCAAAGUUAUGAUGCAAAUUUCAAAAUUAUCGCUUCCAGGCAAAAGCCGCACACGACGGACGACGAAAUCGAUGAGUUGAUGGCCUCAGCCGAUCAGGAAGCUGCACAAAAAGCAGCCAAAGACUUCCAAAAGAUGCUCGAGCAGAUGGUAACUCUGCAGGAGGAGGCAAUGAAGAAGGCUGAGACAGCACCAGCGUCCGGGGAUCAAGAUCAGAUGGAUCCGAACGAUCCGGAGGCUCUUGCCAUGAUGGAUGCUCUCAAACAGCUGAUGGAAUGCUCUUCAAACGUGGCAAACGCCAAUUCGGCCGAAGAGUUCCUCGCUGGACUCGAUAUGCUCCGCUCUCCAAACUCUCCAAUGGAGCCUUUCAUGAGCAUGAUAAUGCAAACCUUGGCUUCGAAGGAAGUGAUGUAUCCUCCACUCAAGGAGAUCUUCGACAAUUACCCCAAAUAUUUGGAAGAGAAUUCUGCUGAAUUGGACGCAGAAACGAGAGAACGAUACGAGAAACAGUUGAACGUAAGUUCAUGCCCUCUUCUUUAAGGUAUAAAACUAAAUUGCUUCAGGUUCUUGGGAAGAUCUGCGCCGAAUUUGAAAAUCAAUCGGACAUCCCUGAAGUGGCACCAGAGACGGCUGCCUCCGAACCAGCACCAGGACCUCCAGCCGAAGGAGAAGAGUCUCCGAACCUCGAAGCCGCGGCUCAUUUUGAAACGCUUGGAAAGUUGCUUGUCGAACUGCAGCAAUAUGGAUAUCCACCGAAAGAACUUGUGGGAGCUCUCCCAGACGGAUGGCAAAUGGAUGAAAGCGGCCUUCCGAAGGUUGCCGAUGCAGCCGCUGCCACCGAAUCGUGCUCCAUCAUGUGAGCACCCAAUCGCUCUUUAGGAUAUUUAGUGAAAAAUGCCUUUCCGAAUCAGUUGGCUUCCUUAUUUUAUGCUGCCAUAAACGGCCAAAUUGUAGUCUUCUCCAAAUUUGAAUUCGUGUGCUUUUAUGGUUAUAAAAUAAUGUCGUUAUUCAUUUGUGAUCUUCAUUUGAAUCUUGUAUCAUUCAGUGCUGUCGCAUACCUUAUCCGUCUGAAAGUUCUAUCCGAGGAAUCAUCGAUUUCUCUCUCCAGAUGUCCUUUUCGUACAUGUCCGUGGCAGAUCGAAUGUAUUCAAGACGAGCUUCCGAGCUCUACGAUAACAUUGCAUAUCUACAUCAUCCGAGCGGAGUAACCGUCGUCGUUCUCAGAGCAGUUAUACUAUUAACAUUUAUUCGCCAAAAUGAAAAAAAAAGUUCAGAUUCCGGAGAGUGAAGUGAUCGAAGUGGACUUCGGAAGUACGAAGAAACACGGAGCAGAUCGAUCGACGAAUAAAGUAUCGGGAAAGGGAAAGCACGUAAGGAAACGAGAGAGAGAGAGAGAGAGAGAGAGAGAGAGAGAGAGAAAGAGAGAUGACGGUGAGAAAGAGAGCAUUCCAGGGAGCACUCAUUCUGCAAACCGACUCGAAACUGUGCACGUUCAAAUGCAAAGACGGAUCGGAGCACGUUGUGCGAGCAGGCGUUCGAGGCAUUCUCGUCGAGGUGGGCAGCCGACGAUUUCUGCUGUGACUCACAGGUUUUCAGAUGAACGAACGACUCAAAACGAAGCCAGAUCUGAUCAGAACGGCGCCGGACAACCAGGGAUUCAUCGCGAUCAUCACGUACGGAGCAGGAGUGCGAAACACGAACGGAAUGAGCGAAACACUGCCACCGAAAAGGCUUUUUCUUAGAGAAGAAUAA